Grammomys surdaster is the source of this 2419-nucleotide messenger RNA. RefSeq lists its product as uncharacterized. Bases 173 to 1084 code for a protein of 303 amino acids. The transcript is spliced from 2 exons. The record is from RefSeq and is a predicted model, not a curated record. NCBI's taxonomy places the organism in Eukaryota, Metazoa, Chordata, Mammalia, Rodentia, Muridae. Gene Ontology annotation, biological process: regulation of toll-like receptor signaling pathway.
GAUUAAAACUGUCAUCCUUUGUAAGAUGUAAGCAGACGCUGAAACGCAAAUCAGACAGAAAGGACUUUUUCUCAGUUUGGACUGUUGGCAUCUCAGAGGACCAAAUCUCUAGGUAUCCUGAUAUUUGGAAAACGGAUACAGUUCAUUCAUAUUUUAUAGCUUGUCUAAGAAAAUGCUUGGAGAAGCCUUCCUAACUGAAUUCCUCUACAAAGAACAGAGACAUGCAAAACUUGACAAACCGCUAAGAUGUAAGAAGACAUCAAAUGAUAAAAAGGAAAAUUGGGAAAAUAAGCUUUUAGAUAUACCGGACAAUUCACUUCCCCCUUUAAAGACCGGAAGUCAAGAGAAAGUUAUGGAAGGAAGUUUAACUGAACAAGACAAUGAUUCAUCUCAAAUGAAAUCUAUGGACAAGCUACCUGUUGCAAAAUGCAAAAGUACAACCCCUCCAGGAAAUGUAUCUGUUGCAUUGCCCAUUCCAAAAAGAGGACAUGAUGAAACACAACUGGAUUUAUAUCGAUCCUGGUCAUGUACAAGUAUUUGCCAGAAUUAUCCUGACCUACAGAUAGGAGGUGACCACGUUAGAAACAUGUAUGAUUCCGGCUGCUUUGUGGAACACACACAUGAUGAUGUUUGUAAUGGUCCUCUUUUACUUUCAGUGGAUAUACCAUUGGGCCACUCGCCUAAAAUGGAGCCUCUAGAGAAAACAUCUACCUCAAAAUUAUUCAAUGGUGAUGAAACUCGAGAAAAAAGCAUGUUAUUACAUAAGCAACCCCUCUCUAAUUCUAUGCUCAAUAAUUAUAUGGAAAGAAAGGUGGAUGAACUCUAUAAACAGUUUUUGGAAGAAAAUCUUACCAGGUGCCUCUCUAUAACCAACCUCAUGGCUUCUAGCAUACUGAUGAAUAAUGUCAAUCAAAUUAGCCUUCAAAUCUCUCAAGAGCAGAACAUAGAAGCAUCCAAAGCCAGAGAAGCCCUCCUCCACUCUUUAGCACUAUGUAAUCUUCGUAAUGUUUCCCACAGAAAUAGUACUGAAUUAAGCACUCCUAACUUACAAAUAUCAAACCAGGCUAGUCGGGAAUUUGUAUGACAUCUAUAAUGGGAAUCAACUAAGAUUGGCUGAGUCAAGUAAGAAACUACAGUAACAAUUGUGUUUUCUUGCUUUUUACGUCUCUUAAAGUUUUCUUUGUGGUGGUGUUACUUUUUUGAGAAAUUAUUUUGGUUCAUCUGAAUUCUUGUAGGAGAUAAUUACAAUAAAUAAGAUUCAUGACCAUCUAUGUUUUCUUUCUGUUUUGACACCUUUAGUAGUUUUCACAUUCAAGUUAGUAUGCUUUGUAUGUACACAUUGUAAUAAGCUUUGUUUACCACAAAAGCAGUAUGAGGAAGGAGCUGUAUCAAAAAAUUUUAGAAGCAUAUGAUCAGUGUUUCAAUAAUCUUCCUCUUAUUUUAUGGUACACAAGACCAUUUACACUGACAGCUAGUACAUCCUGGGAGAAUUUUUUGCAUGUGCAUAUACUAUUUUUGUAUGUAGGUUCAAAGAGACUAUAGAAAAAAAAUACAAUUUAGCUGACAUUUGUAAGAGACUUUGAUAGAAAGAUUAAGGAAAAAUGGAGAAUUUAGUUAGUUCCACUUGAAUUAAACUUUAUUUUAUUUUAAACUCUACUGGCACAAGGAUUACCUCUUUUUUAUUAUUGUGUUAUUCUUGGUUGUUUUUAAAUCUGAGAUGAAGGAAGGUGCACAGGCUGAGUGAUUGAAGUAUAUAGCAAACCAUCAUCUAUAUCUGAGAUUCUCUUGGCAAUGUUUUACACUAUUCAGAUUCUCUGCAACCAUGAUCUUGAUAUGAGAUAAAAGAAAAUGUGUAAAAUUUGAAACUGAAACUAAAUUAACCUAAUUCACCUUUUAAAAUGUUAUAUUCUAUUGCCAAAAUGGAAACAAGAUCUAAUGGCUAACAGAUCACAUUUCUCCUAUGAAUAGUGAAAUGAUCAUUACACAUCAUUGCUUGUAAAUAGAGUGCUAUGGGCUUCUGUUAUGAAUUUCUUUUGAAUGUAUAAUAUGUUAAUGAGUUUAUGUAUUAAUUAUUCCCUCAGAAUAAGUGCUUGUUCUUUAUUAAAUUCUAUAGAAUGAACCAGUUCAAUGUCCUCAUAGCUUGUGAUUUUUAAAUCACACAUUUUCCUUCAGUCCUGUAGCUUUGCUUUUCUCUCCCUCACUCCUUCUCAUCAUCUGCCAUAUUUGUCUAAUCAAUUUUAAUCAGUUAGAUGUUUGAUUCUGAAAAGACAGUGGGCAAACAUUUUGGGAAAACUGACUUAUUGUCAUGUAGAGACUGAAAAUAUUGUGUACAUUGUCUAUUUGUUUGAUUUUAAUAUUUCAAUGCAGAUUACCCCCAUGAAAAUACAUUUUAUUAAAGUCUGUACUUUUACAAAUUGAA